GGCAGACGGUGAGGGCGGCUGGGCGCGCUCGGAGCUGCUGUCGGGGGCUGCCAGGAAGGGAUGCGCGCCAGCCCGGACGGCAUCGCCCAACGCUCGGCUGCUGCUGUUGCUGCUUACCUUUAAGGCGGAGGGUGGGCGGACGGAGCGGGUGAAGCAGCCGGGAGAAGAAGGCAGCGAGAGCCCGCUCGGCCCCUUCCCUCGUUUCCCGGCGCCGUCCGGCUUCCUUGGCGCAGGAGCUCGAGGUCCUCCUGCCUGCUCGCCCGCCGCCUUCCAGCUCCAUGAGCCGCCAGCUGGAACCCCGCAGCCCCGCCGCGCUUCUCCACCCGCCGGCGGCCGCUCCCCGCUGCCGGAGCGCCCCUGCCAAGCGCCUGCUUUUGCACGACGCCGCCGCCGCCAGCGAGGAAGCUCCGGCCGCCGCCAAGUGCGCCCGCUUGGCCGUCGAUUACACCAGCUCGGUCCCUCAGGAUUGUCUCAGCGCGCCCGGGUCGCCUUGCGCUCCGGUCCCGCCGGCUCCAAUCGGCGAAGGUUCGCCUUCCAGCGCUCAGGGCCCCAGCUUGGUGGCCGGCUACCUUUUGUUGCCCUUGCUCGACCGGGAACACGUUUCGAGGGCGCUCGACAUCAACACCGGCCGGGAGCUGCGUUGCAAGGUCUUCCCUCUCAAACACUACCAGGACAAAAUCAGGCCUUACAUCCAGUUGCCAUCACACCGAAACAUCACUGGGAUUGUGGAGGUCAUCCUGGGAGACACAAAGGCGUACGUCUUUUUCGACAAGGACUUUGGCGACAUGCAUUCCUACGUUAGGAGCUGCAAGCGUCUCCCGGAGCAGGAAGCCGCCAGACUCUUCAAACAGAUUGUCUCUGCAGUCGCUCACUGCCACCAGUCAGCCAUUGUGCUGGGGGACCUCAAACUCAGGAAAUUUGUGUUUUCUAAUGAAGAAAGAAUGCAGCUGAGGCUCGAAAGCCUGGAAGAUACCCACAUCAUGAAAGGAGAGGACGAUGCAUUGUCAGAUAAACACGGCUGCCCGGCUUACGUCAGUCCAGAAAUCUUAAACACAAUGGGAACCUAUUCCGGGAAGUCGGCUGACGUUUGGAGCUUAGGAGUUAUGCUGUACACUCUCUUAGUGGGACGUUAUCCCUUUCAUGACUCGGAUCCUACUGCCCUCUUUUCCAAAAUCCGGCGUGGACAGUUCUGCAUCCCGGACCACGUCUCCCCCAAAGCACGGUGUCUCAUCCGCAGCCUCCUUAGGCGAGAACCCUCCGAAAGACUCACCGCUCCGGAAAUUUUGCUCCACCCUUGGUUCAACGCCGUUUUGGAAUCUGGGUAUGCCGACCAGGAUGUACGGCUCUCUGAUCAAGUGGUCCCGGAGCAACUGAAGGAGGACGAUGAUAUGAGCUUCUUCUUUUGCUAGUUCCAUCUACUACUCCCUUUGCCUCGGGGACGAGAGAUGUCACUCUUGCGUUCAGCGUUUUUGUGUCCAUUUUUGUGUCGGUGCGCACGUGUGUGUCCAUCUUGUAAAUGCAUCACUUUCCUGAAACCCUUCCCCUGGCUCAGGACGAUUGAGAUCUCAAAUGCACUUAUCCCACAGGUGGAAGACCUCUAUAUCUUCGGCCACAUCCACAGAAAUCUUGGCUUGCUACAUCUAUGGAUUCCCCUUUGCUUGUCUGGAGCCCUCCAUCCGGCGCAAGCAUUGCUGAACAUAUGAACUACAAUCUGGUGAAACUGCUUGCUAAUGUUGGAUUUCAUUGGAAAAUCAGAUUUGCUUUAGCUGGAAUUUGCGAUACGGCUUGGCCUCGACUUACAGCGGUCCAUUUAGCGACCGUUUAUAAAGUUACAACAGCAGCGGGAGGGCGGGGGAAUGUGCUAGGACCAGUUGUCCCACUUAACGAGCGUUGCAGCAUCCCCACGAUCACUUGAUCAAAAUUUGGGUGUGUGACACAACCAGCAUGCAUUUCUGAUGGUUGCAACAUCCUCAUGUUGGUCACCAUUUGUGAACUUCCCAGCCCAACAAAGUUAACGGGGGAAGCCGGGUUUGCUUAGCCACCGCCUGAUUCACUUAACAACCGCAGUGAUUCAUUUAACAAGCAGGUUGCAAAAUGGGGUGUGACUCACUUAAACAACGUGCUUGCUUAGCAGUGGGAAUUUUGGGUCUCGGUUGUGGUCCUAAGUUGAGGACCUCCUGUAUAAAUAUUGCAGGCUCUGUCGCUUCCCUUCUUCCCCUCCGCUUAAUAGAAAAGAGCUUUUGAGCUCCCUGAGCCUAUUCACAUCCACAUGGCCUGACUGUGCUGCCCAGUUUAGCCAUGGUAGAAGUGCCAGAGAAUUCUCCUGUCUCCCAUCCAUCAUGGAGAUGACAGGAUCACCAGCUGGCCUUCGAUUACAGAAUCUUUUUGUGCUGGUGAUGUAAGAGCGAAAUGCAGUUGUGAUUCUUACAAAGCUGGGCAGGACCAGGGGGUGAUCCCAGUGCUAGAAUGAUGGAUUGGCAUUUUUUUUUUUAAAAAUGGAGGUGUGGAAUAGGAGUCUGGCAACGAUUUCUAAUCGUCCUUUUCCCUUGCGUGGCUAUCGUAUCUUUCAGGGCGGAGUCCAGCUGUUGUUGGUUUUUGUUGGUUUCUUAGACCGCAGACAGUCCAACUUCAAGGGCAACAGGCUGUGUGUCCCGCUUCUUGUAAAACCUGUUGAUCUUAGAGGCUUUAGCCUUUUGAACAGCUGGAUUUACAGUUUGAAACCCAGCUUGGUUAAUCCAGAUUUAAGGCUGCCGCUUACCCUUUAAACCAGCGUUUCUCAACCUUGGCGACUUUAAGUCCUGUGGACUUCAACUCCCAGAAUUCCCCAGCCAGCUGUGCUCACUUUCUCGCUUAGCAAUGGAAAAAUUUGGGGCUCCGCUGUGGUCGUAAGGCAAGGAGCUGCCUGCCUUUGACGGGAAAGGUGGAACCAGCUUUCAACUUCUUCCGUGACUCAGCAGUCAAACAGUUGUGGGUGUGCACGUGACUUGACAAUAAUGCACUGUUUAUGUUGGUGUCUUUAAGCACAAGUGUUAGCCAAGGGAGGAUCUGUAUAUGCUUACAAAGGUGUCGUUCUCACCCUCUGACGUAGCCAGUAAAAUAGGCUUCCAGGAAAGAAAGAGAAAAAAACAUUUCUAUCCAGAGGUGGGCUGCACUUACCUUAACAACUGGUUCGCUGGUUGUGAGCAUGCGCACAUGCGCUUCGCUCUCACACCUUGCGCGCAUGCGUGCAACAUAAAAAACAAGGCUAAAUAGGACAG
This is a messenger RNA of Thamnophis elegans (Western terrestrial garter snake), 3257 nucleotides long. It is a transcript of the gene TRIB1, whose product is annotated as tribbles pseudokinase 1. Gene Ontology annotation, cellular component: nucleus. Gene Ontology annotation, biological process: regulation of MAP kinase activity; protein phosphorylation; positive regulation of proteasomal ubiquitin-dependent protein catabolic process. Gene Ontology annotation, molecular function: ATP binding; protein kinase activity; mitogen-activated protein kinase kinase binding. Lineage: Eukaryota; Metazoa; Chordata; Lepidosauria; Squamata; Natricidae. The coding region runs from base 279 to 1409 and encodes 376 amino acids. The record is from RefSeq and is a predicted model, not a curated record. The transcript is spliced from 3 exons.